Molecule: messenger RNA, 1967 nt
Organism: Harpia harpyja (harpy eagle)
Lineage: Eukaryota; Metazoa; Chordata; Aves; Accipitriformes; Accipitridae
Gene: CDKN1A
Product: cyclin dependent kinase inhibitor 1A
Exons: 3
Coding region: 92-559 (155 amino acids)
Biological process (GO): signal transduction by p53 class mediator; regulation of mitotic cell cycle
Cellular component (GO): nucleus
Molecular function (GO): cyclin-dependent protein serine/threonine kinase inhibitor activity
Source: RefSeq, a predicted model, not a curated record
GCGGUGAGCAGCGGCGAGGCCCCGCCCCGCUCCGGUAUAAAGCGCGGCGAGACGCAACGGGCACCGGGAGACGCGACGCCACGGUGCCACAAUGCCCCUGUCUCAGAGCAGGGCUGCGCAGAUGCCAUGCAGCAGCAAGGUGUGCAGGAACCUCUUUGGCCCUGUGGACCACCAGCAGCUCCAGAAUGACUUUGAGGACCUGUUGAGGCAACAACUGGAAGAAGCUCAGCAGCGCUGGAACUUCAACUUUGAGACAGAGACUCCCUUGGAAGGACACUUCAAGUGGGAGAGGGUCUUCCUGGCUGAGCAGCCACGCCAGGAGGUCGACAGCCUGGUCAAGGCCACCAGCAGUGAGAGCAGGAGUUCCUUGGUCCACAAGGUCCCCCCCAAGGACCAUCUUGGCAGGAUUUGCUCGGAGGGGUCUCAGCAGAACUCGGAGGUUUACAGGGCUGGUUCCCCGCAGAGCUUGAAACGUGGGCAGACCACCAUCAAAGACUUCUACAGCUCCAAGCGGAGGAUUGUCCCUGACAAGCCCAAGCCUGACAAGCCCAAGCUGUGACAUGGUGGCGUUCGGCUCCUCUGCCAUCGGGGACAGCUGCUGAUGCUGAUGUGCCCUGGGGGUGUCCAUGGCUCUUUUCCCCCACCCUGUACUGUGUAAGCUGUCUGUAUGAAGCAAUGUAGAGUCUGUAGUUUCGUAUUUAUGAGUAGCUCUGGGGUCCUGAGGGACCUUCACUGUGUGCAAUGUAUAGGAGUAGCCCACGUUGAGGCUUAUAGCCCCACGGAGGGGAUGGAGGAGGACUGAAAUGGGCCUGGUGGGACUAAGGCAUUGCCCUGCCUGCAGAGAAGAAAGAAUGCGUCCUCUGCCCUGUGGUGGUGGGGUCAAGCAUCACCCUUGCGCCAUCCUGCUGUGGUCCUUCCCCUGCCCGAUGGCUGGCCGUGGAGGACACUUGUGUCCCAGCCACCUGGUGGCACCAGAUAUCCUUAAGAAAGGGUCACUGAUAUGGAUUGUAGAGCCCUGGGACAGCCUGGCCCUGAGGACACACCGGUUGCUGGCACAUGCUGGUGGCCCUCUUCCCAGCAGGAUGGACCCAGUGGUGACAAGCCCUUGUCCAUGCAUGGAAGCAGAGUGACACGGGGGCUGCUCCUUCCCAUGGCUGCUUGGGAGAGGAAACGCUGUUUCCCGGACAGCCCUUCCUUGGGGUGACUCACCGGUGCUGUCACCCAUCAGAGAUGGGUUGCAGAUGGUGACAAACCCGUUGGAGGUCCCCAGUGCUGAGCUCAUUGUGGGACCAAUGCUGCCUGGGAGGCUUUGGGGUCCCCUGGACUCUGCUGACCUAAAACCCCACUUUCUUACCUGGUUGGCUUGUUGAGUGGUGCUGUUUGCCCCCAUGUUCCUGCCUCCUUCAACACUGACACCAGGCUGGGGAGCUGCCUGCUCUGGCUCUGUUGGACUGCUCUAGGGAAGGAAUCCUGCUCACCAGCAAGGAUGACACUGAAAGAUGAAAUCGUAGCUUUUUUUUUUUCCUGGACUUUUUCCCCUUUGGGGCUGGGGGGGGAGAGGACCCUCACUUGGCUCUGCAGAGCAAGCGGCUUCGGUCACCUCUGGGACCAAAGGAUGUUCCAGAGCAAAGGCUGCUUGGUCCCAGCUCUGAAGGAUGAGUCUCUGCUCUUGAGGGACUCGAUGCUGUCAGGUCUCAGCACUUUCAUGGGGUUCAUCUCCUGCUCUGCUGGAUUUGGACUCUGGAAACCGGUGCAAGAUGGUCCCAGGCAGAAAAGGGAUGGGGUCAACCUCCCGCCUUGCACCACGAUGCACUUUGCUGUCAGUGAAGCUGGCAAGCUCCCAGCACUAAAUGUUUAUUUAUAAAAAAAAAAAUGCUAUUAAGUCUAUGUGGGGGGAAGGGGAAGGGGAAAUACCUGAUUGUCUGUAAAUGUUAACUCUGAAUAAACACUUGUCUUGUGUAAGGGAA